AAACGAUUCAAUUAAUCGAUAAGUGGUUCCCAUGAGCUCUGAGGACAAAUACUUUAUAAACAUCUUUCGAUCAACAAACCGCUGAUCGGACAGUGAUGGAUUCCCUGAACUUUGAGUCCGAGAUGGAGGCGGAUGGACAGGGCAGUUAUUCACUGUUUCCAGCGCUGGACAGUAUGAGCAGCCUGACUGGAGCCGCUGAGAGUCUGGACUCUGAAACCCCCAGUGAGGUUGCAGAUAAACCAAAUCUCACUUGGCUCGAUGCUGCUCAGAUUGCUCUUGAAGAAGCUGGGCGGCCCAUGCACAUCAAGGAGAUCAAGCAGCGGAUCAUUGAUCGUGGACUGGUGCAGUCAAAUGCAAAGUCAAGCCUCGGGGCAGUCAUGUAUCGAGAGACACAGAAAGGAAGCAGAUGCUUCAAGAGGAUUGAAAGCAGAAAUGGAGUUUUUGCCCUGUUGACUGAUGAAGAGAGACAGAAUGCAUUGCAUGCAUUCUCUGCCCAGUCGACCUUCUCAAGUUCGGGCUCCGGUUCGUCCAUGGGACCCCUGCCUUCCCCCACGAGCCACUCUGAAUCCAGGCCUACAGUCAGGAAGGGUCCUCGCAAGAACCAAAAUGAGAAGUACCGGCUGAAGUACAUGCGUCUGCGCAAAGCUGCCUGUGCUAUGAUAUUUGAAAAUGCAGCACUGUAUGAUGAGAUUGCUCACCUGGAAGAGAAGUUUGUUCGGGCAAAAGAAGAAAGGAGAUUCCUGCUGAAGUCUUUGUUGCAGUAUCAGUCUCUGGCUGAAGGAGAGUCUGUACCGACCAGAGCAUGUGACACACAUGCACCUGUCGUGUUGAGCUCCAGUACACCAGGGGGCACUGCUCUACCAGGGAGUCACAGCCAGGCCACUGGACUCUCAGGAUCUGACGACGGCCUUCUGAAGAAACCCAAAAAAGAAAGAAAAGAGAGGGGAAGAGAGAACGGCAGGGAAGAAUUGUUUUCUAAAAUAUAUUCAACCCUGAAGAAGAUUUGUAAGAAAAGGAAGGCUGCAGAAGGAGGAGUGCGCAAGCUUGUGCAGCCCAUCUCACUGGACUCUUCAGGGAGGCCGGUCUUUCCCAUCGUGCUUGGUGGACUCACUGUGUACAGCCUAGGAGAGAUCAUCACAGACAGGGCACUGUUUCAUAACGAAACUGCUAUCUGUCCCGUGGGGUUCUGCAGCACGAGAGUUUUCGCCAGCAUGAAGAACCCUGAUCAGAAGUGUCUCUACACCUGCCAAAUCAAAGAUGGUGGUCAAGGACCACAGUUUGAGAUUGCACCAGAGGAUAACCCACAGAAUGCAAUAGUGGCCUCAUCAGCCCUCACCUGCCACACAAACCUGCUCAAAGCCAUUGCUGCCCGGAGGGGCAAAUCCUUGACCAACAUUGUUCCAUCAGGAGCAGACUUUUUUGGUUUUUCUCACCCCACCAUUCAGAACCUGAUCCAGAGCUGUCCUGGGGCUCGCAAAUGCAGCAAUUAUCAGUGGGUGCGUUUUGAGGUUUGUCGGCCUGGUGAUGGGCAGGUGGCGCAUGGACUUUCAGAAGAUGAUGCAUCUGUGAACUUUGAGUCCCUUCAGCGAGUGCAAAGCUGUGAGGAGAGCCUGGCCAGUCAGAACCUUACAACAGAACACAGCAGCACAGUGCGACCACAACAGCCUAACAUCUCGUCUCACCUUCUGAGCUCGGCAGUGCUGCAGACCACUAUAACUUCUCUCUCCAACACUUGAGCUUAUUCAAACACCUUUGUCUGACAGUGAGCUCAACUAAGCAUAGGUUUCAAACUGAUUCAUAUUCAGAUGGGUCCUGUUUAUAGAAGAGCAACUAAAGAUCUCAGAUCUGCAUUAUGAAACAAAUUAUGCGGGUUAAACUGGAUGCAUUCCUGCAUGCCGCAGUAUGGAGCCAUUUUAGACUAUUUUUUACAUGAUAAAUAAGCAAAAUCCUUGUUAUGUCUGUUGUUAUUCUUUGUAUUGUUAAUGUGUGUUAUUAAAGCGUGAUUAUAGUCUUUACUGUGAAAUACUUCAGAUAAAACAGACAUAAAAAUGGUGGACUAAAUCAACCCUUAAGCUUUUAGUAUUAUAGUUUAAGAUUUCAACUUGUUUUGCCAGUUCUGUAGAGCUCAAAGGCUCCUUCUGAAGCUACCCAAUACAAUAAGAAAAACCCUUACGGCUUUAAUCUUUCAUUAUGUAGGUCAUUCCAUGUUUGUGAUUAGAAGGCUUUGUACCUUGAGAACAGUUCUCCUCGAAUAACACAUUUCAUAAAGAAAUCUUGACAUUACAUCUAUCUUGGUAUUUGUAAUGCAGUGUCAUUCUUUGGUAAAUGUGAGUAAUAUUUCAGAAUAUAUUAAACUAUUAAAGUUUCACACCCUGACAGACAUGCUUUUUAUCUUGUGGGAAUGAGAAGGAAAUGUAUUAUAAUCUUUUAAGGUUAAAAUACCUCAGCCAACCACUAAAUGUCACUGUGGAGCCGUGAAAUACAGAUGCCUUCACAUCGUACGUAUCACUGACAGUAACUACAGCACAAAUGCUCACACAUGAAAUGCUUAUUAAAUAGUUAAAUGUGCCUUAUAAAUCCAUUUUCACAAAGUGUUCAUAUAGUGUGUUAUGUCUGCGUUGUUAGUGCAUAUAUGCAUUAGUUGUACGUUUUUGGCAGUUGCUUCACAUCUUGCUGUUGUUUUCACAGCUUUGAAUGCUACAUUUUUUACUCACUCUUCGUAUUUAUAAUGCUUUUUCCUGGUCUUAUUGUCAAUUAUUCAUCAGUACACAUUGUCCCAAAGACAAAAAGCAUGCUCUGCAUCUGAGGACAAUUUCUUUUUGGCUGACAUCUCCCAGCCCUCUUAUUUGUCUCAAAUAACAUUUCAUGAUGCAUGAGAGAAAGCUGCAACCUACCUUAUUUUAAAUUGAAUAUACUCUUACUCAGAAAGUGUCAUGUUGUGGGACAAUUAGUUGCAUAUGCUGCAGUGUCAUUAGCAAAGGAAGAAAAAA
Molecule: messenger RNA, 2990 nt
Organism: Sinocyclocheilus anshuiensis
Lineage: Eukaryota; Metazoa; Chordata; Actinopteri; Cypriniformes; Cyprinidae
Product: transforming growth factor beta regulator 1-like
Exons: 16
Coding region: 96-1736 (546 amino acids)
Biological process (GO): regulation of cell cycle; regulation of DNA-templated transcription
Cellular component (GO): nucleus
Source: RefSeq, a predicted model, not a curated record